Ctenopharyngodon idella (grass carp) is the source of this 4542-nucleotide messenger RNA. It is a transcript of the gene slc6a3, whose product is annotated as solute carrier family 6 member 3. Bases 606 to 2450 code for a protein of 614 amino acids. Gene Ontology annotation, molecular function: dopamine:sodium symporter activity; norepinephrine:sodium symporter activity. Lineage: Eukaryota; Metazoa; Chordata; Actinopteri; Cypriniformes; Xenocyprididae. Gene Ontology annotation, biological process: sodium ion transmembrane transport; dopamine uptake involved in synaptic transmission. The record is from RefSeq and is a predicted model, not a curated record. Gene Ontology annotation, cellular component: plasma membrane; presynaptic membrane; neuronal cell body membrane. The transcript has 15 exons.
ACAACUUACCACUUUACAACAGUCUAUAUCAAAACCUCAUUAUAGGUGUAUUAAAAAUUAGAAGAACAACUGCUGCGAAAUUAAAAUGAGUCGUUUUUGGUUUUGCUUUCUUGUUUUAAGUAUAAUGUUUUGUAAGGUUUUAUGCUUAAAAUAUGGAAAAUACACUCUCAAUGGGGUAAAAAAAAAAAAAAACAAAUUGCAAGAGAUUCUCUGAAAACAAACAUCAUUAUCUCCUGAUGCUUCUGAUCUUGAUUUGAGAAUUAGAUUAGAGUUUAUUGAAAUGAAGAAUCAGAAUGAGGAGGUGUCAGAGAAAAGUAGGAGGAGACAUGGGAAGGUGCUCGUCCUUCAUAUUUCAUCUCCUGUGGUCAGUGGAAGUGUGUCUGCUUCUACCUGUGUGGGAGAAAGACCACGUCCCUGCUCAUUACCGUCCCUCCUUCAUUCACGUCUGCAUUGACAAAUAAUGGCCAUAAUUAUCUCACACAUUGACGAGGAUCAUCAAUGCAUGAAGUAAGAGGCUUUUUUGGAGAAGUGCUUUACCCCACAUUGAAGAGAGGCUCCUGUGUCUGAGGUCUCUCUCCAUCCUCUGCACUCCUGCCCAGCGACCCAUGCUAAGAGGCAGACUCGCAGUCACACACAUGUCCUCGACCAUCGCCCCCGUUAAACCCUCCAGCACCGCGGGCCCCAAGGAGGUGGAGCUGAUCCUGGUGAAGGAGCAGAAUGGGGUUCAGUUUACCUCCUCCACCCUGGUCAGUCCCAGUGGUCAGACACACCCGUCAGGAGAGGAGAGGGAGACCUGGGGCAAAAAGAUCGACUUCCUCUUGUCAGUGAUUGGCUUCGCUGUGGAUCUCGCCAAUGUCUGGAGGUUCCCCUACCUGUGCUACAAAAAUGGAGGAGGUGCUUUCCUGGUGCCGUACCUCUUCUUCAUGGUGAUUGCUGGGAUGCCACUGUUCUAUAUGGAGUUAGCGCUCGGCCAGUACAACCGCGAAGGAGCAGCAGGAGUCUGGAAGAUCUGUCCUAUCUUUAAAGGUGUGGGCUUCACAGUGAUCCUGAUCUCCCUGUAUGUGGGAUUCUACUAUAACGUCAUUAUCGCCUGGGCUCUGUUCUACCUGUUCUCCUCGUUCACCAGUGAACUGCCCUGGAUCAACUGCAACAACACCUGGAACAGUCCCAACUGCUCCGAUCUCAAUGCUACUCUGCUCAACGAUACGCACAAGGCCACGCCGGCGCUCGAGUACUUUGAGCGAGGCGUGCUGCACCUUCAUGAGAGUACUGGGAUAGAUGAUCUGGGUUUGCCCCGCUGGCAACUCACCGCCUGCCUGGCCGUAGUCAUCGUGGUCCUCUACUUCAGUCUGUGGAAGGGAGUCAAGACAUCAGGAAAGGUGGUGUGGAUCACAGCCACAAUGCCGUAUGUCGUCCUCACUGUCCUGCUCCUGCGUGGAGUCACACUGCCUGGAGCCAUCGAUGGCAUUAAAGCUUACCUGAGUGUGGACUUCCUGCGUUUGUAUGAUGCUCAGGUCUGGAUCGAGGCAGCCACACAGAUCUGUUUUUCUCUGGGAGUGGGGUUUGGUGUGCUAAUCGCCUUCUCCAGCUACAACAAAUUCAGCAACAACUGUUAUAGAGACGCCAUCAUAACCAGCUCCAUAAACUCUCUGACCAGCUUCUUCUCUGGGUUUGUCAUAUUCUCCUUCUUGGGUUACAUGUCACAGAAGCACAACGUCGCUCUAGAUAAAGUCGCCACAGAUGGUCCUGGUCUUGUGUUUAUUAUUUACCCAGAAGCCAUUGCUACACUCCCAGGUUCAUCAGUGUGGGCUGUAAUCUUCUUCAUCAUGCUGCUCACUUUAGGAAUCGACAGUGCUAUGGGAGGGAUGGAGUCUGUAAUCACGGGACUCAUCGACGAAUUCAAAUUCCUGCACAAACACAGAGAGCUCUUCACACUCUUCAUCGUAGUUUCCACGUUCCUCAUCUCUCUCAUCUGUGUCACAAACGGCGGCAUCUAUGUGUUUACCCUGUUGGACCACUUUGCUGCCGGGACAUCGAUUCUGUUUGGAGUGUUGAUUGAGGCCAUUGGCAUCGCCUGGUUUUACGGAGUGGAUCGCUUCAGUGAUGAUAUCCAGGAGAUGAUUGGACAGAGACCCGGCCUCUACUGGAGACUGUGCUGGAAGUUUGUUAGCCCGUGUUUCCUCUUGUUCAUGGUUGUUAUCAGUUUUGCGACGUUCAACCCUCCAAAGUAUGGUACAUAUUAUUUCCCCACAUGGGCGACAAUGGUGGGUUGGUGUCUGUCCAUAUCAUCUAUGAUCAUGGUGCCUCUCUACGCCAUUUACAAGUUCUGUUCUCUGCCAGGAAGCUUUUGUGAUAAACUGGCAUAUGCCAUCACUCCAGAGACUGAACAUCACUUGGUGGAGCGUGGGGAGGUCCGGCAGUUCACGCUUCAUCACUGGCUGGUGGUUUGAGCGUCCCUUUACAUGGAGGUAAUGAAGGCACUGGAGGACUUGGCUUGACAAGAGCAAUGUGUGUCAGUGCCAACAGAAGCGUAUUACUAGUUGUUUCUUUCUCGCAUAAUCGGACGUGGCUGUUUCGUGACUUCGAUCACAAUGUGGUUGACAUUCUGUCAGUACCAGUUUUACUCUCAGUAUACGAUGACUGUUAUGAUGGCUGAUGUUGUCCCCACUGACUGUUUGUUUAUUGUUUAUUUAUUUCUUCUUUUUUUUUGUGAUCAGAGUACAACUGAGCCUUAUUGAUAAAUGUGAUUGAAGUGUCAAAAAUUGUACAAAAUAGAUCUUUAGCAACACUAAAGUUUAGAAAAGUGUAAAUAGUGCUAUUGCAAAAAUAAAUCUAUCCUCUUUGUGUCUGAGAAGUGCAAAUGUAUUUAUGAAUGAUCAGCAAAGUUCAGUUGAUCACAAGUUUCAUGCUUGCUUACAAUAUCGAUUAUUUGCAUAUUUGAUGCACAUAUGAUGUCCCAGAGAAGAGCUCUCUUCACUGAAAACUUUAGAUUGCAAUAAAGUUUAACCAUUGGUCAUUUUAAAUCUGUUUAAGGGGCGCCAACAAUUGCUCCAUGUUUGCAGAACUGCAGAAAAAUCAGUCUGUAGGCAACAACAUGCAGAGGGUCAGUCAAUGGUUCAUUUUGUGGGUUAUUUGCAUACAUCUUUGCAUUUACUUCAAGCAGUGGUAAUCUUUCAAAUGACAAAACACAGCGGCAUUUAUGGGAUUUCUGUCACACUGAAUGUUCUUAUCCACAACUGUAUUACUGGACUACUGGAGAUUUAUUUACAUGAAGGUUUAUUACGAAUAUUUGAAGUCUUUAAAUUUAAUGAUUUCAGUGCCUGCUGAAAUUUGUCAACUACUAAAAUGUCAAUAAAAAGUGUUUAUGUAAAAAAAAAAAAAAGAAAAGAAAAAGAAAAAAAGGAAUUUGAUUUUGUUUCUUAACACAAACAUUUCAUGUUGUUGGAGUCAAUAUUUGUGGAAGAGAAGUGCUGAUUACAUCUGGUCAUAUCACAAUAUAGGCAAUAAUAUACAAAAGUGUCAAGUUUCUACUGAAACAAAUUCAGUUCAUUUCAUAAAAAUUUAUUCUACUAUAUACCCAGCUAACAGGGAAUGUUCUGAGGCUUACAUUCUGGCAAGGCUCUCUCAAAGUUAUGAACAAACAUUCUUCCAGUUAAUAGAAAGUUUAUUCACAGUUAUCUGGUCUUUAAUAACGUUCCCAAAAUGUUAGCACACAAAUGUUGUUUAUAUUUUUCUAAAACAUUUUAGCUGGAUGUUUGUCUAACAUAUUUUAAAUGUUACUAAUUGUUUCGGAAUGUUCAGAACAUUCAAAAGUACUGUUCCAAUAAUGUUUGCAAAAUGAUAAAAUGGAAUGUUCCCUUAACAUUUGCAUAACCAAGAAAAAAAGUUAAGGCAUUUAAAAAAAACUUCAGAACUUAAUAUGAACAUUAGCAAAAUGUUCUUAGAACAUGUUUUUGUUAGCUGGGUAUAUUGUAGAUACAUAAAACGGAGUCCAAAACUACACAGUACUGCAACUCCAUCAGGAUGGAAACUAUAAACAAAUUUUAAAUAUUUUCAAGAAUAUCGAAGUAAAUGAACUUUUCAUUUCUCAACUUUACCAUUUCUCAGGCUUUUGUUCAUUCAUUGUUCUAUACAGUAAAUGAUUCUCAUUGCUAAUUAUUUUAUUUUGAAAUGACAUCUGUAUAAAAAAAAUGGUCUUCUAAUCUAUUUAUCAUUUGUUAUGAAAUCUAGAUCUUUAAUACAAAGUAGGAACUUUAUUAUAUCACAUAUACAACAGGAAUACAACAGAUUCAAAACCAACUCUUCCUACAGUGUCUGUGUGAGUGAACACAGGAAAACAUUUGCAUCAGUCUGUAAAAACAUGGUAACAGACACAAAAGUAAAUGCAUCUGUAAUUAGAACUGACUUCUAUUGAAAGAGCAGUAGCACUUUAUUUUACAGUCCUGUUCCGCAUGCACAUAUUAUGUACUUAUUAUAGCAAUUAACUGGGUUAUAACUCUGAACCUGUCCCUAAACCUAACCUUAACCCAUGUACUUACCUUA